Molecule: messenger RNA, 574 nt
Organism: Argentina anserina (silverweed cinquefoil)
Lineage: Eukaryota; Viridiplantae; Streptophyta; Magnoliopsida; Rosales; Rosaceae
Exons: 2
Coding region: 57-311 (84 amino acids)
Source: RefSeq, a predicted model, not a curated record
UUAGCUAUCCAGUAUCUAAUAAAAAGAUCAGCAAAUACUUGAAUACAUACUUAGAGAUGGCAGCUGUGAUGCGAUACAAGCACCUUGUUCUUGUGGCUUUCGUCUUGCUUUGCUUCAUUACUAUCACAACUACAGAAGCAGCACGAAGUUUGGGAGUGGCGCCAAGUAGUUAUACAGGUGAUGAGAUGAGCCAUGAUGACGCCUUGAAACAUGGGAUCAAAGAAGAUGAUGGAGUAAUGCCAGAUGAGAGUGCUGAUUUACUGGCUAUGGAUUACAGUCCGGCAAGUAAAAAGCCUCCUAUCCACAACUAAAUAUAGAGCAUCUUUGUUGUCUAGGUACUAAAUAGAUUCAAAGAGUGAUAGUUUAAUUUAGUCUCGAUAUAUGCCCAUUUCUAUUUCGUUAAUUAGGAACAAAAGAAAGUCGUGAAAUUAUACAUGCAUGCUGAAAGAAAAUAUACAAAGCCAUAGAUAAACGUACACCUUGUGGUAUUGUGCUGUAAAUUAUACGGAGACUACUUUUGUAUAUAUACGGAACUGUGUUUCCUUUUGGAAAUCAUCAUGAAUGAAAAUAUGAA